UAUUAUGCAUGACUAGUAUUAUACUUUUCACCCUUUAAGGGUCCAACUAAAUUUGCAACUGCAGUAACAGACAGCUCCUUGACAGCAUAGAUGUUUUAGUGUCCGUUACCUUCAGUUUUAUUUGUUUUGUUGGAUGUUGAUGCUGAUAUACAUUUACCUUCCAAAAUAUAUACUGGUUUUAGUUUUAGUAUCAAGGAUAAUGGUGUUGCAGCGCGAGAUGGAUCAAAGUGAUGAUGAUGACUCGUUUGAAUUGGUGGGAUCUGAUGAUUUGCAUAUGGACCAAAGCGAACAUACCGAUAGUGAGUCUUUUGAAAUUAUUGGUUCUGAAGAGCUGAAUUUUGUAAUGAAAAAUAUGAAGGAAGUGGAUAUUGGUAUUUUAGAUACGGGCGGGGGCUGUGAUUCUUCUCAAAGCGAUGAGCAGCAGUUAGACAGCGUGAACAGGUACUCCGAUAAAUCAGUCGACUGUAAGCAAGGAUUUUCUGCUGGAAGCACAUAUCCAUGGGAUUCAUUAUCCAUUAAUGAGCCGGAUGAUAAGAAUGAGCAGUUGUUGGACGACCUGGAUAGGUACUCUGAUAAAUCACUGGACUCUGAGCAAAGUUUUUCUGAUGGAAGCACGUAUUCAUGGGAUGCAACACCCAUUAAUGAGCUGGGUGAUAAGCACAAAGGUUCAAAACGUAGAGAUGUGGUGUAUGAUAUGGAUGGAACAGCAUAUGUGUUCCGUCCAAAUAUCACGGUGAGAAAGGACAUGGAAAUUAAAGAUGUGGCAAAGGACUAUAUUUUGCCUUUCCUCCCAGCAAAAUCCCUUGUGAGAUUUAGGGCAGUUUCAAAAGACUGGGAUAGUUGGAUAUCACAUCCAUUCUUAGCUCAUAUGCAGACUCUUUGUUUCCAGGACAUGUCUGGUUUCUUUUGUCAGGAUGGUUUCAACCAAUUCUUUGUAUCUCUCGACCAUGAUGCAUAUGGGAUUCCUGAAUCUUCUUUGUCAUUUCUUCCAUGGACGGUUAAGAUCAAAAGUUCCUGCAAUGGAUUGCUUCUCUGUCAAGGAGUAGGUGACACAGAUAGUGUAAAUGAAUACUAUGUUUGCAAUCCGGCAACUAGGGCUUUCCAUGUGGUGCCUCGAUCUACUUACUAUCAUGGGCCUGAACCGAAUUUAAUACUUGCCUUUGAGCCCUCUCUAUUGAACAUUGGGGAAGAUUUUAAGGUAAUAUGUGCCUUUGACAUUUACAAUGGUCCUCCGAUGCUUUGCUUUGACAUUUAUAGUUCAGAGACGAGGUCCUGGACCUGCUGUAAUGCUGUCUGUUCUGAGCUUGGGGCGCCAUAUUUGAAAGAUAAUGGCAUAUACAAAAAUGGGGUGGCAUACUGGGCUACCUCAACAGGUGAAUUGCUAGCUUUUGAUACUGUUAAUGACAUCUGUGGAGUUCAACCCAUAUGUUCUGAUGUUAAAGAUGGAUGGGGUAUUUUGACAUUGAUUGAUGAGGAGCUAUCUUAUGUUCAGUCCUACAUUGAGCCUUCUUACCUUCAGACUAGCAUGCGGAUUGGUAAUUUUUGUGAUGGGAGCGAGACUGGAAUGUUUGGUGGUGUGACAGAUACUAAUAUUUUUUGUGAUGAGAUUGAGGAUGUGAAGAAUAAGUGCAUAAUUGAGAUCUUUGGGGGUGUUAAUAUGUGCUUGAAGCGUCGUGAUGUUGUUGGACUUGAUAUGAAUAUUUGCAAUGCGUGGUCCUUUAAAGUGUUGUUCGCUGUUAAGCGCAAUCACUUCAUUUUCAAUAUCGAUGACAUCUUAUAUUCCUGCGAUGUGAAGGAAGAGAAAUUUGAAGUGAUUAGGAGAGGGAGGAUCAAACCGAGUACAACAUAUGUCCCCUAUGUGAACAGCCUCGUAUCUUUGCCCUGAGCAGUCACAUGUGUUUGCCGGACAACCUCAUCAAAUUCCAUCCACUCAUUGCGCCAGCUUUUACUCCCUUUUUAUUCUGUAAUAUCUAGUCUGUCUUUAUUGAGCAAGAACAGGAUGCUGUUAUACUAAUAUUUCAGUUUCAGUAUUACUGUGAAAUGUGGAUGUUGGUUCAGUUAUUUGAACAUGUUACUUUACUUAUUGUAAAUACCUUAUUUUACUUUGUC
Molecule: messenger RNA, 2109 nt
Organism: Daucus carota subsp. sativus
Lineage: Eukaryota; Viridiplantae; Streptophyta; Magnoliopsida; Apiales; Apiaceae
Exons: 5
Coding region: 134-1885 (583 amino acids)
Molecular function (GO): protein binding
Source: RefSeq, a predicted model, not a curated record